UCCCGCGGCAGCAGAGUCGGCCGGCGCCGCCCUCCGCGCAGGCGGCCAGGGGGGCUCAGGCGAACUACGAGAGGGAGGGGCGGGGUCGGGGUGGAAGCGCGGAGCAUGGCGAGGCCGCUCGGCUUCGUCGCUGCUGCAAGGCUCGGAUCAUGGGCGGCAGUCAGUCGCGGCGCCCCGAAGGCCGCCUGUUCGACGAAAUGCGUCAACCACCUGCCUUUUCUGCCACAGGCUUUUGAAUAAUCGUGCUCUCUUCUUGUGCCAGUUUCGCUCAACUGCUUGCCAAUAUCAGCGUUACAUUCUGCAUCUGAAGAAUGCAGUGUCCAUGACAGCUAGUGGACUCUUGCAGACUUCAGAGUAUUCACUUCAGGCUUUCUGAAUAAUGCUGUACCUCAGCAGUUGCUUACUGAUUGCCCCAGAUUCGCAAAGCCCUUUUAUCUGGUGCCUGGGGUCUGAAACUGGAAGCUCCCUCAUCUUAGCCAUGUUUCCGCUCUCACCCUCGCCAGUCAUCUCCAGGCAUGAAGAGGCUUCAGAUAUGAAAUAUGUGCUGCUGACAACAGAGUGCUUCAAAUAUGAAGUGAUCUAUUCUAGCUAAGCCAACAGUUGUUUAUUUAUGUUCCACUGAUUUGGCAGACCAGAUGAAGAUCAACCCCCACCGUUAUUCUCUCAAGACCCCCUGCCCAACAAACAUACCUGUCUGAUGGCCGGAAUAAACAUGUCGACACAAAAAGGGCAAGAAGCUCAUGUCAAUAUAAGCAUUGGAGCAGCAGGUAACCUGAAGCCUGAUUCUGAUGUCGACAUAAGGCAGCAGAAGCCAAUUGAACUAGGGGAACAUGGCAUUCUGGACUUGCAGAAAAUAGGGUGGGUACUUCGGCUGCGGUGGUCGUGGCUGCUGGGCACAUCGCCGUCAUGGUUGUGGCAAGAAUUCAGACUGCCCUGCACCAACACUGUACAUGUAUUGUUCCAAGCCUCCACCUAUGUAACUGUCGGCAAUGGUCGCAACACCCGCUUCUGGACUGACUGCCGGAUGGAUGAUCGCUCACCAGCAGAUGUUGUUCCAACCGUCCUCCAAGCUGUACAGUACAGCCGCAUCUCUGUUGCCAACUCCGGACUGUCGGACUGUACUGUAUGCGAUGACCUUCACAACAACAGAAUCAAUUCCACAUUUUCAGGUUUCCGAAAGGACGAAGGCAGUCUUAUCUGGAGUUGAUCUGAAUCAGGGAAAUGCAUCACCGAAUUUGCUUACUGGGCGUUCUUCAAUGGCACUGUCGAGUUCCCAUUCUAGGAAGAACGGAAUGACACUUCAAAAAUCAUAUCUUAAAAGAAUGAUGUGAGUAUGUCCAGAACCAUUCCAACUUUUUGAGGCAGCUUUCCUCACCUGUAGCAUUUUAUAGUAAAAAAAAAGUUGCAGAAACAUUAUGCAUCGACAUUUAACAAGAUAAAAAGGUAACAGUAAAUUAUACCAGCACCAAUGAUUCUUACCGGUUUGCUAGAAUCACUCCGUCCUCCAGAUGACUGUGUAAGCGGUCCAAGGUGGGAAUACUUCUUACCGUUUGCUAGAACCAGCCUGGCAUGGGAUUACUGGUUGGGGUUACUUUCGGAAGAUCCAUCAUCAACAUUAUGACUGGAACACCCCUUCAUGUCCGUGAUGAAAACCCUUUAUCUGGCCUUUAUUGGUCGGGCUCGACAAUGAUGAACUUGCGUCGUGACCUUGUUGAAGGCAUUGUCUCCUUGUCGUAUUGGCCUUUAUUGGUCGGGCUCGAGAAUGACGAACUUGCGUCGUGACCUUGUUGAGGGCAUUGUCUCCUUCUCGAACCGGCCUUCACUAAUUGAUCAUGAUAAUUAGGAUGAAAAUCCUUGUUCAGGUCGUCUCGAUUCGGACACGGUGAUGAUGUUUAUCUCUUCUUAAAGGCGUUGUUGCGGAAGAAGUCAAGUUGGCCCUAGUACUGCAGCAUUAUUGAUGAGCGAUCACCACGGAGAGCACAUGGAUUAACAUGGUGGCACUGGCAGACGCAUUACUGUGACUACUUUCAGGUUGUCGACUGGGCAACUUGCAUAAGCAAUUAACAAUUUAGCAUGUAGAAAAAUGAACAUGAAAUUGCGUCCCAAGCACCAAGCUUAUUCAGAGGGCCGAGCAUGGUUGGUACUUUCGGUUCAUCGAGUUCUGCCGUAAAUUGAAUACUUGACUGAACUAUCGAGUGCAUGUAGUUGCACUCGAGUCAGCUUGUACCUUCUUUUCUAUCUGGAUUACCAUCGAUAGCAGGAACACGUACAUAUUCAAAAAAGUUCAAGGAAACCCAUAAGCACAAGCUAACAAGCAGCACUAUCUUGAAAAAUGAGUCUGACUACAUGUUGGUUUAAAGGCAUUUGAGACGGAUCGGCCUCCUAACCACCUGCGUCACAGACAGUAGCAGAUGAUGGUUCAAAAUAAUUAUAUGUGCCUCUGCCCGGUUGUCAUCUGACUCUCAUAUUCAGCUACUAAUGAGAUGCAUGAUUUCUUUGCCAAUUGCCAUCAGCUUUGAGGAAAAUCUGCACAGGUUACGGAGGUAUGAUCUAUCAGCGAAUCCCGCGACAUCACUGGAGUUCUACACGUAGUCAUCGCUUCACCGGACUUAUUUGGUUGGUCUACAUAUGAACACUGCACGACCUGAUUCCUGUUGCCUCCCAUGCUUACUUUUCACUCAUGGAUCGUUGGCAAAACUUGGACUCUACGAGUGUGUACUCGCUCUUUCUGUGUAUGUGAAGAUGUCAUGGUUAUCUGGACCAUGACCUCUCAUUGCUCAAGUCACAUGUGUAUCGAUA
Messenger RNA from Triticum dicoccoides, 2799 nucleotides. RefSeq lists its product as uncharacterized. Bases 698 to 1207 code for a protein of 169 amino acids. NCBI's taxonomy places the organism in Eukaryota, Viridiplantae, Streptophyta, Magnoliopsida, Poales, Poaceae. The record is from RefSeq and is a predicted model, not a curated record. The transcript is spliced from 4 exons.